Molecule: messenger RNA, 558 nt
Organism: Caenorhabditis briggsae
Lineage: Eukaryota; Metazoa; Nematoda; Chromadorea; Rhabditida; Rhabditidae
Exons: 3
Coding region: 1-558 (185 amino acids)
Source: RefSeq, a predicted model, not a curated record
AUGAAUAACAUGUUCGUCGUCGCCAAACCGCCAUCCGGUGAUGCUUUCAACAAAUUAAUGGCAUUUUUGGAGGAAAAUCGUAUGGAAUUUUCAGUCAGAUGCAGUGAACCAAAUAAGGUUCUAGCAGUCCCAACAUCAUCUCGAGCUUCGGAAAUUAUCGAUUUUCCGACAGCGAAAAAAAUUCGAAAAGAAUCAAAACUAGAUUUUCAAAAAAUCACAUUCAAUCAAAGUGAAAUCAGUGAUAAUCUUGCUGAUAAUGAGCUCAGAAUCCCAAAAGAAGAAUCCAAAGUGUCACCGAUUGCUCAGAUUAAUAAUGAGCAACAUGUAGAUUACAAUGGUUGGUCGCCCGGCGAAGAUUUCCGUGCUUUGAUGGCGACAUGGGACAUGGAUAAGCUCAAGUGUGAAGUGUGUAAGAGAAAAAUGAUGGACCGUGCCUACCCAACCGAAUCCGUCAAACGGACGCAUGAGAAAAUCCAACCAGCCACUCAGCCACCAUUUGUGAAUCGUGGAACUUCCGGUGGAGCUCAACGAUUCAUUCCAAGGAAACAAAAUAAUUGA